This is a messenger RNA of Neohortaea acidophila, 867 nucleotides long. RefSeq lists its product as uncharacterized. Bases 1 to 867 code for a protein of 288 amino acids. The record is from RefSeq and is a predicted model, not a curated record. The transcript has 2 exons. NCBI's taxonomy places the organism in Eukaryota, Fungi, Ascomycota, Dothideomycetes, Mycosphaerellales, Teratosphaeriaceae.
AUGGCCGUCUUCUACGAGACCAUCCCGCAGACUCUCAUCGAAUGGAUCCUCAAGCAGAAGCUGCUCUGGGUCGCCACCGCCCCGCUCUCCGGCGCGGGACACGUCAACGUCUCCCCUAAAGGCGGAAGCUACUUUGGCGUGAUUGAUGAAAAGACCUUUUGGUACAUGGACCUCACCGGCUCCGGCAGCGAGACCAUUGCCCAUCUUCACGAGCCCGGCAACGGCAGGAUCACCGUCAUGUUCAACGCCUUUGAGGGCGCGCCGAAGAUUGUGCGUCUCUGGGGUCACGGCAAGGUGCUGGAGAAUGGCACGAAGCCUUUCGAGGAGUUUAUUGCGGAGCACAAUGUCAAGACCAUUCCCGGCAGUCGAUCCAUCAUCAUCGUAGAUAUCCACCAGGUUGGCAGCUCCUGCGGCUUUUCCGUCCCGUUCUACGAUUUCAAGGAGUUCCGGCCCACCCUCAACGAUCAUUUCGCCAAGCUGGAUGCCAAGCACAAAGCGAGUGGAGAGGUCAAAGACAGCAUGGAUCACUAUUGGGCGUACAAGAAUGCGUGGAGCGUCGACGGCAUGCCCAGUAUGAAACGCGGGCAGGUGAUGCUGAAGAAGCACCACGUUACGCCGUUGAAGAAGAUGGUUGGCCCGAUGGCCCCAACCCACUAUCAGUCUGGUUUCGGCGUCCCGCUAUCGCGUGUCAUCAUGGCAGUCCUGCUCGCCUUCUUUCUCGGCCUCGCUGUAGCAGUGUACGCUCCUGUCUUGAUCACCACCUUAGGCUACCCGAUAGGAACAGCACCGUCAGGACUGAAGACAUUGAAUUCGACACGAGCCUCUUUCGAAGAUGUAGCUGGACUUUUAUGGGGCAACUCAAAGUGA